Molecule: messenger RNA, 1125 nt
Organism: Sphenostylis stenocarpa
Lineage: Eukaryota; Viridiplantae; Streptophyta; Magnoliopsida; Fabales; Fabaceae
Source: the annotation of a GenBank genome assembly
AUGCGAGUAACAGGGAAAGCGAUGCCAACUUUCUAUUAUGGUUUUGUAAGUUUGGACUGUGGAGGUACAACAAAAUUCACCGAUGAAAUUGGUCUUCAGUGGACUCCUGAUGAUAAGCUUACUUAUGGAACAAUUAGUACUGUAUCAGUUGCAAAUGAAACACGGAAGCAAUACACGACACUUCGACAUUUUCCUGCUGAUUCCAGGAAAUACUGCUACACACUUGAUGUUGUGAGUAGGACGAGGUAUCUACUUAGGGCCUCUUUCUUGUAUGGGAACUUUGACAAUAACAAUGUUUAUCCAAAAUUUGACAUUUCUGUUGGGGCUACACACUGGUCUACUAUUGUUAUAUCGGAUGCCAACAGUAUAGAAAUGCGAGAGCUUAUAUUUUUGGCUUCAACUCCUACAGUGACUGUUUGCUUAUCAAAUGCAACAACCGGACAACCAUUCAUAUCUACGCUUGAACUUCGCCAAUUCAAUGGUUCAAUUUAUUAUACACAAUUCGAGGAACAUUUUUACCUUAGUGUAUCUGCAAGGAUAAAUUUUGGUGCAGAGAGUGAUGCUCCAAUUAGGUACCUUAAGCCAUUCGACAUGCUACUUUGUAAUGUGUUCUGGUACCCUGAUGACCCUUUUGAUAGAAUUUGGGAGUCGGAUUCUGUGAAGAAAGCUAAUUAUCUUGUAGAUGUUGCUGCUGGAACUGAUAAAAUUUCUACAAAAGCACCAAUUGAUGUUAACAGAGAUGAAAUGCCACCAGUGAAAGUGAUGCAGACAGCUGUAGUGGGUACUAAUGGUUCUCUAACUUACCGAUUAAACUUGGAUGGUUUUCCUGGUACUGGUUGGGCAUUCACCUAUUUUGCAGAGAUUGAAGAUUUGGGUCCCAAUGAGUCCAGAAAAUUCAGGCUAGUACUUCCAGGCCAGCCUGAUAUUAGCAAGGCUGUUGUGAAUAUUGAAGAAAACGCUCAAGGGAAAUAUCGCCUUUAUGAACCAGGAUUUACCAAUAUAUCCCUACCUUUUGUGCUCUCUUUUAGAUUUGGCAAGACAUAUGAUUCCUCUAGGGGACCUCUCCUAAAUGCCAUGGAGAUAAACAUGUAUUUGGAGAAAAAUGAUGGCUCUCUAGAUGGUUAG